Rubroshorea leprosula is the source of this 2127-nucleotide messenger RNA. NCBI's taxonomy places the organism in Eukaryota, Viridiplantae, Streptophyta, Magnoliopsida, Malvales, Dipterocarpaceae. The record is from the annotation of a GenBank genome assembly.
CUAACAAUUUGCUUUGCAAGACCCAAGUUGGUUAUCAGUGUCCAACUUUACCUAUUUCUUCUGCUAAUCUUGCAUUAUCGCGCCUCUCCUCUGUUCUCCAGCAUCCAAAGGUCGUUGAGGCGCAGGUGGUCCAGCCAACUCCAGCCGCUGCCGGCGGUCCAGAUCCAGCCAAUACUCUCUCUUCCUCCACUCUCCAGCAGCCCAGCUCCAUCUCAGUGGUUGUUUUUGUAGGAUAUAAUUAUGAAUACUAGUGGUUCAGGGACUGCUACUGGUGAUUCUAUUGGAUCUGUCCCUUCUAAAACAGAUGAUCCUGCUUGGGCGCAUUGUUUGAUUGUCCCAGGCAAGAGGAAUCAAACAAAAUGUUUAUAUCGUGAUAAGCUUAUACAAGGGGGUGGAAUUACUAGACUGAAAGAACACCUUGCUCGAAUUAAAGGCAAUGUUGGUGCAUGCAAAAAAGUUUCAGUAGAUGUAAAAUGGCAAAUGCAACAGUUGUUAAGUGAGGCAAGGAAAGGGAAAGAAAAGAGAAAGAGAAAGAGACUUGGAGAUAUGGUUGGGAGUCAAUGUGGAUCACAAACAUUUGUUGAAGAAAAUGAUGAAAUUGAAGAGAUCCCUCAAUCUCAAUCACAGAAAACUAUAAAAAGUGCUUUGCAAUCAAAAGAAAAACAAGAAGCUGCUAGGAUGGCUAUUGCUAGAUGGUGGUAUGAUGCUAAUGUGCCUUUCCAUGCUGCACGAUCAAAAUACUAUUUGCCAAUGUGGGAUGCUAUCACAUCUAUGGGACCAGGUUUCAAGGGACCAGGUUAUCAUGAUUUGAGGGGUCCUCUCUUAAAAUGUGCAGUAAAGGAGGUUAAUGAAUGGCUUUUAUCCUUGAAGUCAACAUGGAGUACUAAUGGUUGUUCAAUUAUGGCUGAUGGAUGGACAAAUCAAAGACAACAACCAAUAAUCAAUUUCCUUGUUUAUCGUCCUAGAGGAAGUAUGUUUUUGAAGUCCAUUGACACUUCUGGUUUGACAAAGGAUGCUGAAACAUUGGAGAGGAUGUUUGAUGAAGUGGUGAAAGAAGUAGGAGUGGAGAAUGUUGUACAAUUUAUAACAGACAAUGAUGCCUCAUACAAAGCUGCUGGGAAAAGACAAAUGUUUACAAGUGAUGCAUGGGUUGGUUCUCGGUAUGCAAGAAGUAGUGUUGGGAAAGAAAUAUGUGAAAUUGUCUUGGAAGAUAAAGAAUUUUGGUCUAAUUGCAUAGUAGUUGUCAAAAUCAAUGAACCUUUGGUGAGAGUGCUUCGACUUGUGGAUAAUGAAGAGAAGCCAAGCAUGGGCUACUUGUAUGAGGCAAUUGAUAAGGCAAAGGAGACAAUAAAAAAGAAUUUUAAUAAUAGGUUGUCUCACUACAUGCCUUAUAUUAAUGUGAUUGAUGCUAGAUUGGAUAAGCAACUUUAUAGCCCAUUACAUGCAGCUGGUUGCUUUCUUAAUCCAAGUAUCUACUUUAAACCUAGCUUCAACAAACAAACUACUGUUACGAGAGGUUUGCUUAAUACUUUAACAACAUUGAUAUCGGAUGAGGAUAAGCAAGAUCUCAUUAGUUCACAACUUGAGGAGUAUAAAAAAGCUACAGGGACCUUUGGCAUGAGUUUGGCUAUUCGUCAGAGAGAAAAGUUAAAUCCAGUUGCAUGGUGGGAUCAAUUUGGAACGGAUGCACUCGAAUUGCAAAAGUUUGCAAUUCGAGUGCUUAGCCAAUGCACAAGUGCAACUGGAUGUGAAAGGAAUUGGAGUGCUUUUGAUUUUAUUCAUUCCAAGAAGAGGAACAGGCUAGAGCAUGAAAGGUUGAAUGCCCUUGUGUUUUCUUUGCCAAAUCAAAUCCUUGAUGAUACUGAUAAUAUUGUUUAUGAUGAGGAAGAUGUCCCACAAGUUCCUCUUGAAAAUGAAAGUGAACAACUUUGGACUGGAGUUGGUGGAGUUACAGGUUAUGGAAUUCCUCCAGAUGAGGAUCCUUAUAAUUAUGUACAAGAUCAUUAAUUUUGUUAUUUGUUUAUAAUUGUCACUUGACAAAAACAAUUGAAGAACUCUUGUGAUGAACCAUUAGGUAUCUGUUUCAUCAUUCAAUCUUUUUAACUUUUAUAAAUUGAAUGUGAUUUG